Messenger RNA from Otolemur garnettii (small-eared galago), 320 nucleotides. RefSeq names its product otospiralin (gene OTOS). Lineage: Eukaryota; Metazoa; Chordata; Mammalia; Primates; Galagidae. The transcript is spliced from 3 exons. Bases 1 to 270 code for a protein of 89 amino acids. The record is from RefSeq and is a predicted model, not a curated record. Gene Ontology annotation, biological process: sensory perception of sound.
AUGGGAGCCUGUGCAAUUCUGGGGCUGGCCCUCUGCCUCCUGCUGGGGCCGCUUGUAGGGGCCAAGCCUGUACAGGAGCAGGGAGACCCCUACGCAGAGCUGCCGGCCAUGCCCUACUGGCCUUUCUCCACCUCUGACUUCUGGAACUAUGUGGAAUACUUCCAGACCCUGGGGGCCUACCCCCAGCUAGAGGACAUGGCCCGCACCUUCUUUGCCCACUUCCCCCUGGGGACCACCCUGGGCUUCCAUGUCCCCUAUCAGGAGGACUGAGCAGCGUCCAGCCUGGGGCCUGCCUUCCCUGUCUGCACUUGGCCAGGCCU